UCCAGCAGCAUUCGCAGGACACGAUGAUGAUGGAGCGGGGCAUGUCGCCGGAGCCGCGCGGAGGAAGCCCCAAGCGCGCUCGCGGGGGCUCCAUGAAGUCCUCCUCGGAGGAUGGCAAUGGCUCCCAGUCGAGUGCCAGGUUUCUUGUCUCCAAUGCGGAGGCUGGAUCUGUCAUAGGCAAAGGAGGCGCGACUAUAAGCGAUUUGCAGUCACAGUCGGGAGCUCGCAUCCAGCUCUCUCGUAGCCAGGAUUUUUUUCCGGGAACAACAGACCGCGUUGUAGUUCUCAGUGGAGCUAUCAACGAUGUUCUCACGGCUCUUAACCUUAUUCUUUCUAAGAUCCAGAAAGAGACGGAAGACGACAGCCAAACUGAUAGCAAGCCAAAUCAACUUCGACUUGUUGUGCCAAACAGUGUUUGUGGAGCCAUAAUUGGCAAGGGGGGUGGAACCAUCAAAUCAUUCAUCGAGGACUCGGAAGCAAGCAUUAAGCUGUCCGGCAUACUACAGGGAAUUAGUGACCGCCUGGUUACCAUCACAGGCAGCAUUGAGCAGCAGCUCAAGGCCGUGGAACUUAUUCUCACGAAGUUGCUCGGGGAUUCUAGCUAUCUUGAUUAUGCUGCAGCUCCUCUUUCUUACACAGGGUGUAUAGGACUUCCACAGAACAGAGUAGGCCGCAACAUCGCAUCUGCCAUUCCGUCCAACGUAGGACCUGCAAGCAAGGGGAUGAUGACUCCAAUACUGCCUAUGAGAGCGCCAUACCCGGUGCUCCUUCCCGUGCUCGAGUCCUGCCCUGUCACGACCUCCAUUACGCUGGCUGUUCCCGACGAACACAUUGGAGCCAUUGUUGGUCGCGGCGGAAAGACUCUCGGAGAGAUUCAACAGGCUAGUGGUGUUACUAUCAAGAUUUCAGAGCGUGGGGAUUUUGUUUCAGGCACAAAAAAUAGGAAGGUGACAUUGGUGGGAACAGCUGAGGGUUUACAGAUUGCACAAUUUUACUUGACAGCGAAGGUUCAAGCCGCGUCCGAUCGCGAGAGGUGAGAACCCAAUGUCGAAAAAAAAAGAGAGCUUUUGUUCUUGACAUAAUACAUUCUCUUGUGUUAGGAAAGAUCUAGCUACUUAUAAAAAUGUACUGACUAGGCACAUAAAGGUUUUCUUAUAAUCAAGCUUUUCUUGCUAACA
Molecule: messenger RNA, 1178 nt
Organism: Selaginella moellendorffii
Lineage: Eukaryota; Viridiplantae; Streptophyta; Lycopodiopsida; Selaginellales; Selaginellaceae
Product: protein BTR1
Exons: 8
Coding region: 24-1037 (337 amino acids)
Biological process (GO): regulation of gene expression
Cellular component (GO): cytoplasm; nucleus
Molecular function (GO): mRNA binding
Source: RefSeq, a predicted model, not a curated record